CACAGAUGUUUCUGGAUUCUGAGUCAUGGGGAAGGCAAAAGAAUUGUCAAAGGAUCUGCGAGAAAAGUCGCCCUCCUGUUCGCGGCCCGACCUCAUGGAUCCCGGCGGAAGUGACCUGGAAUCCAGCCUGCCUCAGCCGGAGACCCCUUGUUUGAUCGUGGAGGAUUCUCAACCGGACAGCGUCGCUCUGGAAGACGACCCGGAGAGCAGCUACAGAGCGGUGCUGGCUCGACGCCUGUCCAGUCUGCAGCCCAGUGCCUGUAGCCCGGUCCUGGAACUGAUAUCAUCGCCACUUGGCAGUAGAGGCUCUCAGACUGAUAGCCAAUCAGACAGCUGCCAAACUAAAGACCAGGCUGGACCUGGUAAUAUUGCUGUGCCCAACCAUCAUUUAGAAUACCAAGAUGAGAGUCAGGUUCUCAACGUCUGUCCUCCUCCAAACAAGCAAAAGUUUAACUUACCCAUGGAUUCUGACUCUAGUCGUUCCACCGAACAUUGCGAUCAGUCUGAAGAGGGAACCUCACAGUUUGGUUUCCUUGCACUGUCUCAGAGUCAGAAUGUUACUGCUGAAGAAAUGACCAGCCAGGAGGGCGAUUCCAAUUUCAAGCCUUCAGCAGUCAAUAAAAUGUAUUCUAGAUUAGGUCAUAACAGUUGGACUCCCUCCGACGAGGUUGUCAGUGUUAGCACCGGGACAUCAGAGAACCCGGAUCACGAAGCCGUCAGUAACAGAUCUGAGGUUGGCUCCAGCAGCCUGUCAGUUCCAAAAAUAAAUGUACAGGCUCUACUGCACUCACAGUGCCUCCAAGACACCGGUGAGCUGGACCAGCAGGACUGCGAGAUAAUAUCAUCACAGCGGGACAUGUUUGACGCUGGGAAGACAGAUGUUUCAGUAGACAGCACAGUGUCUGAGCCAGAGCAGCAGGGUCAGCCCACCUCAACACCAGCCCACAGCUUGCGGCUGUUGCAUGUAUCUCAACAGGCCACACUGGCGCAGGAGAGCCUGUCCCAAAGCUCUGUUGAUUAUGUCGCCCCAACCCCAAACAACUUCCCCCACAUCCCGUUAAUUGUCCCCAAUUCACCAACAGGAACGGGGAACCAACAUGGUGCCGAUGGGCCAAUGGAUGCUUCGCAGCCUCCAGAACAGCGAGCUGACCUAAAAAAAGGAGCACUAAUAGAAACGGAUGCUUCUUCUCAACCACAGCCACCCACUUCGACUCCUGUAUCCCAGAAUUCUCCUGCUUUUGUCUUAGAGCAAGCUCUCUCUUUACCCUCUCAGCCAGAGUUCUCACACGAUGUGUUUGUCCCAACGCUGAGUCAGGAGGCUCCACAACAGUCCGAUAAAAAUACGUCAUCCUUGCCUCCUAAGCAGGAAUCUCCUCACCUGGAACCCUCUUCGUUUACAUUACCUUUACAGCUCUGUGUUGACACGGAGAACAGCUACUCUGCCCUGAAGAUGUCUGAGGAGAUCAACGAGGAUAGCCAGGCUACACAAAUCGAAGAACUAGAAGAGCUACCUGGUGUUGAUACUGCUGACUCUGUGUUUCAGAGGAAAGAGUGUAAUGGUGUCACUUCUGAAGCACAAAUCGCUACAAGCUUCAAAGCUUGCAGUCAACCAACAACUCUUUUGAAUGUACAUAAUGUUAAUGCGGAAGGAUGUGCCGAGUCGAGUACUCCCAUCGUUGUGUCUUGCUCGCAGCCGGUGAUCUCCCAAGGAUCUGUCGAAGGAACUGUACCUCAGUCACAAUCACUGUCACAGAAAUGUCAGGCUAACAAAGUUGAAAUGAAUAGGCCUGCACAGAUGGAAGAAGUUGCUGUCACAAAGGAUGAAGAGGUGAGGAUAGAGGUAGAAAGCUCAUUGGGAAGCGGGGCUUCAGCUAUGGCUUUAAUCCUCUCCCAAAGCCAACUGAGGUCCCCUGAUGAUGAAGAGUGUGAAGAUGGAGAUGAGAGCAUGGUUGUGGUUGGAGAGAGUCAAAGAGAUUCACAGGCUCCUCCCAAAACCACGCCACAACUUCUAAAAGGCCUAAGUUCCCAGUCAGGCAAAGUGUCGACGUCCACUAAUGGCCAUCACUCUGUGGCGCAGGAACCAGAAGAACUCCAAAGCAAGAGCCUUUGUGACAGCUCAGGAGACAUAUCCUUCCAUUUCACACUUCCUAAAGAAGGGGAGUUGAUUGGGCCUGCUGUUGGAUCUACGCCGCCGCUAAUCAACCAGCUGAAAAGGACCCUCAGACACAGCACACCUAUUGAGACCUUUUGCGGGAAUUCAGAUAUUGCUGGUGAUGUUGGCGCUGAUGUGGUGAUGGCAGACAUUGUUCCAGCAGAGGACACUGCAGAGGCGGGGAAUGGGGACACUAAACUGAGUCUAAGGAUGAAGUUGGUGACCCCUGUUGAGGAGGGAAGCUCGGAACGGUUCAGCUUGCAGAAACCCUCACAAUCAGAUGAGGAUGGAUCUGUUGCUAAGGUGACUGCUGUUGCCAAGGCAACCAGCAGUCCAUCCGUGUUCAGUCGUGUCAGGCAGGUGCACCGACAGCAGGAGGCAGAGGAUGACAGCCAUCUUCCUGGAGGCAACGGCACACUUGUGAGAGGGGAGCUGUUUGCAUCACCACAGAGAACCUCUCAGACUUCAAUGCAAGGAUGCACCAGACUCUCUAAAAGCCACUCAGAGGCUUCACAACAGGAAGUGUUGGCAGCACCACUGGAAGUUGCAAUAGAACCACAAGGCCAGGAGCAGAAUGAAACAGAACUGUCCACCCCCAACCAGAAGGACGUCUCCAAGCAGUCUUUAGACAACACCAUUGCUGCCAGCCCAUCCAGCAAGAACCCUCCCUUGAAAAGAACUGCUGGCCCCUCCCAUCGCAGGCAUGUGCGCACCAUCCAGGAAGUACGAACCACCAUCACACGGAUCAUUACCGAUGUCUAUUAUGAGGAUGGCAAAGAGGUGGACCGCAAAGUCAGAGAGGAGAGCGAGGACCCAGUGGUGGACUGUCAGGUGUUGGACAGUGACGUUUCCCAAAGUCACACUGGCAGCAGCUCCUUAACCUCUGGUGAUCUUGGCGACAUCAGCUCCCUAUCAUCCAAGGCCUCCAGCCUGCAACACAGUUCUGGAGGAGCUAGCAGCACCACAGGCCUCCUUAGGCCAGAGUUUGUCAUGCCCCCCAGCCGAGGCGCCAAAUCCAUCAGUCCCAGAAGGGGAGGUGGACAGAAACAGAGGGGUCAUAGGGGUCAAGGGGCAGGGGCAGUAAUCAGAAAGGACAGAGGUUAUGGUACCCUCGGGUCCGAGGCUGUAGUUACGCUCACCCCCAGAGGACGGGCUAGACGUGGCCGACCCCCGUCCAGGGGAGGAGAUGCUAGCUCCCUGCCUCGGCUAGGUGCUCAUCUGUCCUCCUCAGAGGAUGAACAUUACACCCGCGUACGCUCCACGAGGCUCCUAGUCAGCCCCAGAGACGCUGACAUCCCCUUCCACGCCGACGCCCUCCGCUCGUCCCCAGAGGAAGCAAACAUGGCUCGAAGUAGCUUUGUGGGAUUGCGAGUGGUGGCCAAGUGGUCUUCCAAUGGUUACUUCUACUCGGGCCGCAUUGUGAAAGAUCCUGGGGAGGGCAGAUUCCGCCUGCGGUUUGAUGACGGCUACGAGUGCGAGGUGGCAGCGAAGGAUGUCCUUCUGUGUGAUCCCAUUCCGCUACAGUCCGAGGUCACUGCAUUGCUGGAAGAUGAGUUCUUUAGUGUUGGUGUCAUAAAGGGUUAUAAAACAGAGGGCCAGGACCUCUUCUAUAGUGUGGAGAGAGAUGACCAAAAGCAGUGGUACAACAGGACGUCCGUCAUCCUCUCCCUGGAGCAGGGAAACAAACUGCGGGAGCAGCACGGCCUUGGACCGUAUGAGCCCUCCACUCCCCUGGCCAAGGCCUCUGACAUCAGCCUGGAUAAUUUGAUGGAGGGUAAAAGGCGCCGCCGAGAUUCUGCGGGUCCAGACACUCUAAACCACAGCUCCUCCAGAAGCCAACGCACCCCUGGUCCCUCCAGUAAGAGAAGGCUGAGCGCCCUGGAUAACGAGAGCCCGGCGGCCAAAAGGGGUCGCAAAGGUCCUGGAGCCCGACCGGGUCAGAGGGUGGGCGUGUGCAACACCUCUGGCAGUGGCACGGAUCUCCCCGGUCAGUCACGUGAUCCAGCAGAAAGUCAUGGCCCAAUGCCCCAAAACACGUCUCUCUUCAUGGGCUUCGCCUUCAUGCUGACGGCCUCUUCCGAGAGCGACCGACUGACAAAUAAGAUAACAAGUGAGGAGGAGGAGGAAGAUUACGUGCAGACGGGUCCAUACGACAAAGCGUACACGGAGUCUCAGCUGCAAGCAGGUGGAGGCUUUGUUUUGCCAGACUUCAAUGAAGAACAGUGUAAGGCCGCCUACCAGAGUUUGCUGAUAGCGGACCAGCACUGCCGCACCAGGAAGUACGUGCUGUGCCUGGCCAGCGGUGUGCCGUGUGUUUCACACAUUUGGGUCCGAGACUGCUGCAACGACAACAAGCUGCUCAACUACAGAAACUAUCUGCUGCCUGCCGGCAUGGGACCAGAUGAUGGCGUUGUAGAAUGGCAUCCCCGCUGUAGCCCUUUUAAGGAUCUGCGGGUUCUUGUGGCGUUUGAGAAGCCGGUGGAGCUUUGGUUCCAGCUCGCCACUAUGGGCGGAGCCUCCGCUGUCCGACACUUCCAUGCUGACAAGGACAGCACCGACAUUCCUGCUGGCAAAUAUGAGGUGGUGGUGACGGACCACUCCUGCCCACCAACGUUGGAGAAAAACAUGACGUCACUGGAGGUCCCACUGGUGUCUCCCGAGUGGCUCAUCCAGAGCGUCAUCUGUGGGGAGUGCCUGGACUUCCACAGCAAGCCUCAGUAUAGUCAUAACUUCACCUCCUCUUCAUCAUCGUCGUCGUCGUCAUAAUAAUGUAUGUUCAAAUUUCUGAUAACUAAAUUUGUUCCGUUGCAUGCCGAUACUUUCUAUGACAUCGUUCUGUCUGUUUUUAUGGAAUACAUUUUGAGCCGUUUCAGUUGUGUCGAUUGUUUUAUUUUAGACAAAAUGUUACAGUACAUGAUUCAGUAUUUACACUUUGUACAAAAAUCACCUCUUUAGAAUGUCAUACUUGACAGGAAAUACCACAUGGACAAGACUGAUGGGGUUUCUCUUCUAGUCUUCUUAAACACUAAAAUGAAAGAAAAUGACAAUUCAGUAAAUAUCUGCUUCAUUCCUGUGUGCACAUUUUGACGUAUACUGUACAUGCUUAACAGAUACCAGCUAUUGUGGCUGUGCGAUAGUAUGUUGUGUAAACCUCACAUCUGCUACUCAAUCCGCUGGUCAACUCUCACUCCGUGGAGAUUUGUGGUUGCUAGUUUGAGCCCAAGUCUGGACUGACUGGAUGACCAUUCUUACACCUGAGUGAUCUAGUUUCCAAUCACGUAGUCUACAUGUGUUCAUCCCGUCAAUCAACAGUUAACAUGAUCUAAUUCAUGUGUUUACAUGCAUAUUAAAAAGAUGGUUUUAAAUCAAUAA
This is a messenger RNA of Entelurus aequoreus (snake pipefish), 5524 nucleotides long. It is a transcript of the gene tp53bp1, whose product is annotated as tumor protein p53 binding protein, 1. Gene Ontology annotation, cellular component: nucleus. Lineage: Eukaryota; Metazoa; Chordata; Actinopteri; Syngnathiformes; Syngnathidae. Gene Ontology annotation, molecular function: histone binding. The record is from RefSeq and is a predicted model, not a curated record. Gene Ontology annotation, biological process: positive regulation of transcription by RNA polymerase II; DNA damage checkpoint signaling.